CUGAUAUAUAUAGAUAAAAGCAAACUGCAUCUAGACCUCACUGUUCCAACAUGAUUUGGCUCGUGGCUGUCCUGUCCUGCAUCGGGCUGAUUUGUGCUGAGGCACCCUUCAACCAUAAUGUCCACAAUCAGAGGGUCAUAGGAGGCCAUGAUGCUAAACCCAACACCUGGAAAUGGCAGGUCUCUCUGCAGUUUGACUCAUACAAUGACGGCUCAUACUACCACAUGUGUGGAGGCACAAUUGUUGAUAGUUUCUUUGUCAUGACUGCAGCUCACUGUAUCCUCAGCAUGGAUGCUAGUCUGUACCGUGUGGUGGUGGGUGAUUAUAACCUGUAUGAGUAUGACGGCAGCGAGCAGUUCAUCCAUGUGGAGAGGAUUACUGUCCAUCCUAAAUGGAAUGGAGAUCUUGCCAAAGGAAAUGAUAUUGCUCUCUUGAGACUGGCUAAUCCUGUGUAUGACAAUGGCUACGUGGCUAUCGCUGAACUUCCCCACCCUGGCCAGAUACUGCCUAAUGGUUUCACCUGUUACAUCACCGGCUGGGGGCUUAUGGACUACGUAGGGAGCAUCCCUGCCAUCCUACAGGUGGCUCCCAUCAAUGUGGUAUCACAUUCAGUCUGCUCCCAGCCUAACUGGUGGGGCAGCAUUGCUCUGAAAACUAUGGUGUGUGCAGGAGGGGAUGGAAUUGUAUCAGGUUGCCAGGGCGACUCUGGAGGUCCCCUGAACUGCUUCACUGACGGAGCUUGGAGAGUGUUCGGUGUUGUCAGCUAUGGUCCAUCGGGCUUUUGCAACCAAGUGACUAAACCCACCGUCUUCACCGGGGUCUCUUCCUUCCAAGACUGGAUCUUUUCAGUUAUACAGAGUCUUUAG
Xiphias gladius (swordfish) is the source of this 866-nucleotide messenger RNA. RefSeq names its product chymotrypsin-like elastase family member 1. Bases 51 to 866 code for a protein of 271 amino acids. The record is from RefSeq and is a predicted model, not a curated record. Gene Ontology annotation, biological process: proteolysis. The transcript is spliced from 8 exons. Gene Ontology annotation, molecular function: serine-type endopeptidase activity. Lineage: Eukaryota; Metazoa; Chordata; Actinopteri; Istiophoriformes; Xiphiidae.